AUGCAGCGCGAACGCUUGACCGUCGAGUUCCCGGAGAACUUUCGGUGCCACAUCACUACCAAGGUAGGUAAACCCUUGGGAAAGAGUAGAACGAGCGUUGGCAAGCCAACCGAACUCACCGUGGCCAGCGACACGACGUUUGGUGUUGUGUCUGCCCUGGUCGUUGACAACGUCUCCGCUGCGAUUGCCGACUACCACGCCGACACAUCGAAUGCCAAGCUCCUGUGGGACCCACAGGUUCCAACGGAAGUGUAUGUAAAGGUUGCAGCCAACACGACCCAUGAUAAACGUGCAACCUCGAACAACCUCGUGACUGCGGCAGUUCGCGUUGCAGGAUACAUUGAGGACCAGAGCCUGGCCCUUGGCCCGCUCCAAAGCGACUACGUUACUGUCGUGACGGCUCGUUUGCCGCCGUCCGCCCCCGUCGAAAUCCCGACAAAUGCGACGAUGCAACAACUCGGUCACAUUGAUGUUAUGGCUGCUCGUCAUGCCGACGAACGCCGGCACGAAAUGAAUUCCCAGACCACGGAAAAGUACCGUAGGGUUCGUGUUCGUUUUGGCACUAUGGCCAGCGCCCCAGUGGAUUGUUUUCUGUUGGUCGAAGACCUUCGGAGCAUUCUAGGAAUUCCUCCAUUUGACCUGACGCCAUCCUAUCGCGAACCAUUUGUGGGGGAAGUUGUCGCCCGCUACAUUGGCCCGCUCCAAACCGACUACGCUACUGUCGUGACGGCUCGUUUGCCGCCGUCCGCCCCCGUCAAAAUCCCGACAAAUGCGACGAUGCAACAACUCGGUCACAUUGAUGUUAUGGCUGCUCGGCACGAAAUGAAUUCCCAGACCACGGAAAAGUACCCCCGCUACAUUGGCCCGCUCCAAACCGACUACGCUACUGUCGUGACGGCUCGUUUGCCGCCGUCCGCCCCCGUCAAAAUCCCGACAAAUGCGACGAUGCAACAACUCGGUCACAUUGAUGUUAUGGCUGCUCGGCACGAAAUGAAUUCCCAGACCACGGAAAAGUACCGUAGGGUUCGUGUUCGUUUUGGCACUAUGGCCAGCGCCCCAGUGGAUUGUUUUCUGUUGGUCGAAGACCUUCGGAGCAUUCUAGGAAUUCCUCCAUUUGACCUGACGCCAUCCUAUCGCGAACCAUUUGUGGGGGAAGUUGUCGGUCCAAGUGUCAACAUGGAUGACAUUGAUCACAUUAAUCUCUAG
This is a messenger RNA of Aphanomyces astaci, 1206 nucleotides long. RefSeq lists its product as hypothetical. Bases 1 to 1206 code for a protein of 401 amino acids. The transcript has 4 exons. NCBI's taxonomy places the organism in Eukaryota, Oomycota, Saprolegniomycetes, Saprolegniales, Verrucalvaceae. The record is from RefSeq and is a predicted model, not a curated record.